This is a messenger RNA of Eubalaena glacialis (North Atlantic right whale), 2863 nucleotides long. RefSeq names its product nicastrin (gene NCSTN). Gene Ontology annotation, cellular component: membrane. The record is from RefSeq and is a predicted model, not a curated record. Gene Ontology annotation, biological process: Notch receptor processing; protein processing. The coding region runs from base 54 to 2183 and encodes 709 amino acids. The transcript has 17 exons. Lineage: Eukaryota; Metazoa; Chordata; Mammalia; Artiodactyla; Balaenidae.
GGCCACUGCCGGACAAGGAGGGAACCAAGGCUUCCGCUCAACCGAGACGCAAGAUGGCCACGGAUGGGGGUGGCUGUGUGGCCGACCUGGGAAGUCGGAGUCUCCUUCGCCUUGUGUCUUUCUGCGUCCUACUGGCAGGUUUGUGUGAAGGAAACUCAGUGGAGAAGAAGAUCUACAUCCCCUUAAAUAAAACAGCUCCCUGUGUCCGUCUGCUCAAUGCUACUCAUCAGAUUGGCUGCCAGUCUUCCGUUAGUGGGGACACAGGGGUUAUCCACGUAGUACAGAAGGAAGAAGACCUACAGUGGGUGUUGACCGAUGGCCCUAACCCCCCUUAUGUGGUUCUGCUGGAGGGCACGCUCUUUACCAGGAAUCUGAUGGAGAAGCUGAAGGGGAGAACCAGCCGAAUUGCUGGUCUUGCAGUGUCUUUAGCCAAGCCCAGUCCUGCCUCAGGCUUCUCUCCUAGUGUGCAGUGUCCCAAUGAUGGGUUUGGUGUUUACUCCAACUCCUAUGGGCCAGAGUUUGCUCACUGCAGAGAGAUAGCAUGGAACUCCCUGGGCGAUGGCUUGGCUUAUGAGGACUUCAGUUUCCCCAUCUUCCUUCUUGAAGAUGAAAAUGAAACCAAUGUCAUUAAGCAGUGCUACCACGAUCACAACCUGAGUCAGAACGGCUCAGCGCCGGCCUUCCCACUGUGCGCCAUGCAGCUCUUUUCACACAUGCACGCCGUCAUCAGCACCGUCACCUGCAUGCGACGCAGCUUCAUCCAGAGCUCCUUCAGCAUCAACCCAGAAAUCGUCUGUGACCCCCUGUCCGACUACAACGUAUGGAGCAUGCUUAAGCCUGUAAAUACCUCUGAGACGUUGGAGCCCGAUGACAAGGUUGUGGUGGCUGCCACCCGGCUGGACAGUCGUUCCUUUUUCUGGAAUGUGGCCCCAGGGGCUGAAAGUGCCGUUGCCUCCUUCGUCACUCAGCUGGCUGCAGCUGAAGCUCUGCAGAAGGCACCCGAUGUGACCACCCUGCCCCGCAAUGUCAUGUUUGUCUUCUUCCAAGGGGAAACUUUUGACUACAUUGGCAGCUCAAGAAUGGUCUACGAUAUGGAGAAUGGCAAGUUUCCUGUGCAGUUAGAGAACAUUGACUCAUUCGUGGAGCUGGGACAGGUGGCCUUAAGAAAUUCACUAGAGCUUUGGAUGCACACAGACCCCAUGUCUCAGAAAAAUGAAACUGUACAGAACCAGGUGGAGGAGCUCCUGACCACCCUGGAGAAGAGCGGUGCUGGCGUCCCUACUGUAGUCCUCAGGAGGCUGAGUCGGUCCCAGCCUCUCCCACCAUCUUCUCUGCAGCGAUUUCUUCGAGCUCGAAACAUCUCUGGCGUUGUUCUUGCUGACCACUCUGCUGUCUUCCAUAACCACUAUUACCAGAGCAUUUACGACACUGCUGAGAACAUUAAUGUGACCUACCCUGAAGGGCAGAGCCCUGAAGAGGACCUGAACUUUGUGACAGACGCUGCCAAGGCUCUGGCAGGUGUGGCCACGGUGCUGGGACGUGCACUGUACCAGCUCGCAGGAGGAACCAACUUCAGCCACACCAUUCAGGCCGAUCCCCAGACGGUUACCCGCCUGCUCUAUGGGUUCCUGGUUAGAGCCAACAACUCGUGGUUCCAGUCUAUCCUCAGGCCAGACCUAAGGUCCUACUUGGGUGACGGGCCUCUUCAGCAUUACAUCGCCGUCUCCAGCCCCACCAACACCACUUACGUUGUACAGUAUGCCUUGGCAAAUUUGACUGGCAAGGUGAUCGACCUUACCCGAGAGCAGUGCCAGGAUCCGAGUAAAGUCCCCACUGAAAACAAGGAUCUGUACGAGUACACUUGGGUUCAGGGCCCUUUGAAUUCCAACGAGACAGACCGGCUUCCCCGGUGUGUGCGUUCCACGGCACGACUCGCCAGGGCCUUGUCCCCUGCCUUCGAAUUGAAGCAGUGGGGCUCUACUGAAUACUCUACAUGGACUGAGAGCCGCUGGAAAGACAUCCGCGCCCGGAUAUUUCUGAUAGCCAGCAAAGAGCUGGAGUUUAUCACCCUGAUGGUGGGCUUCGGCGUCCUCGUCUUCUCUCUUGUCGUCACCUACUGCAUCAAUGCCAAAGCCGAUGUCCUUUUCAUUGCUCCCCGGGAACCAGGAUCUGUGUCUUACUGAAGAGGACCCCAGCUUUUCCUGCCAGCUCUGCAGUUCACUUCCUAGAUCAUCUGUCCCACUGGGACAUAAACCACUAGUUUGUCACUGGAACCUCUCUGGGCCUGGCUCGGACUGACAUUAACAUAAAGUGGAACUGCCCAAAAGAGACAGUGAGAGAUAAAGGAGUUACCUGCCGCCCACAUCUUCCCCUUCCCAUCUCCCCUUCCCCGUGUCUUCUUCCUCACCCCUGCCAAAUCCUGGGAUGACAAAUAGAAGCUUCUUGCUCCUGUUUUGACUCCUAGCUACCUACCCUACCUUUCCCUUCUUCAGGAUCCCUCUUCUCUUUCCGUCCCACCUUACACCUCCCUCUGCUCCCCGCCCCUCGCCCCCUUCCUGACCAGGAAGGACAUGAAGGGGUGAAUGCCAGGAACAAACUGCAAGGAAGCCCUGAGGAGGGCAGGAGCCAUCUGUGGGCUGAGCCUCCUGUCUCCCUCCUGCUGUCCUGUCUCAAGGCCCUUAGAUGGCACAUCAGGGUGGGUGUGCUGCUGGGUGGGUAUCCCACCUCCAGCCCACAGUGCUCAGUUGUAAUUUUUAUUAAGCUGUAAUAUCUAUUUUUGUUUUCUUUUUUCCUUUUGUGUGUGUAUGUGUACGUGUUUAUAAAUAUAUAAAUAACGAGUCUCAUUAAAACAGACUCUCCCACA